Molecule: messenger RNA, 2901 nt
Organism: Saimiri boliviensis boliviensis (Bolivian squirrel monkey)
Lineage: Eukaryota; Metazoa; Chordata; Mammalia; Primates; Cebidae
Gene: ELF2
Product: E74 like ETS transcription factor 2
Biological process (GO): cell differentiation; regulation of transcription by RNA polymerase II
Cellular component (GO): nucleus
Molecular function (GO): sequence-specific DNA binding; DNA-binding transcription factor activity, RNA polymerase II-specific
Source: RefSeq, a predicted model, not a curated record
CUCUGUGUCGCCGCCGUAGCCUUGGCGGUUGGGGGUCGGUGGGGCGGCGCGGGCGGGGGGGCGCUGCGCGGGGCGGCGCGCCUGUUUUGUCUCCUCCUCUGCCUGUGGAGCGGCUCCGGCUGCUAGGGAGGCCCCGGCUCCCUCCGGACGCCCGGCCAACGGCAGUGGCGGCGGCUAGUCCGCGGUCCGCGGCCCUGCUGAGAGGGAAAGGGGCGCCGCGGUCUUCCUGGGCGACGCAGAGAGCAGUUGUUCCGAAGAACUUCUGGUUCAGAUUUUAGCUUUACCCAAGUUGUGAAAAUAGUGAAGGAUGCUUAGACUACUUAACAUACAAAUCGCUGUCUGGUUAAUCAUCUUUCGAAGACUGAAUUUCUGGAUAUCUACUUCACUCCAUGUCUAUUGACUUUUAAAACAUGAUAAAGCAAACUUAUAACACUGGCAACCAUCCAUGAACCUUUAAUUUCAUUGAUUAUAGCAUUUGAAGCUUCCUCAGGGAAUAACCAUGACAUCAGCAGUGGUUGACAGUGGAGGUACUGUUUUGGAGCUUUCCAGCAAUGGAGUAGAAAAUCAAGAGGAAAGUGAAAAGGUUUCUGAAUAUCCAGCAGUGAUUGUGGAGCCAGUUCCAAGUGCCAGAUUAGAGCAGGGCUAUGCAGCCCAGGUUCUGGUUUAUGAUGAUGAGACUUAUAUGAUGCAAGAUGUGGCAGAAGAACAAGAAGUUGAGACCGAGAAUGUGGAAACAGUGGAAGCAUCAGUUCAUAGCAGUAAUGCACACUGUACAGAUAAGACAAUUGAAGCUGCUGAAGCCCUGCUUCAUAUGGAAUCUCCUACCUGCUUGAGGGAUUCAAGAAGUCCUGUGGAAGUGUUUGUUCCUCCUUGUGUAUCAACUCCAGAAUUUAUCCAUGCUGCUAUGAGGCCAGAUGUCAUUACAGAAACUGUAGUGGAGGUGUCAACUGAAGAGUCUGAACCAAUGGAUACCUCUCCUAUUCCUACAUCACCAGAUAGCCAUGAACCAAUGAAAAAGAAAAAAGUUGGCCGUAAACCAAAGACCCAGCAAUCACCAAUUUCCAAUGGGUCUCCUGAGUUAGGUAUAAAGAAGAAACCGAGAGAAGGAAAAGGAAACACAACCUAUUUGUGGGAGUUUCUUUUAGAUCUACUUCAAGAUAAAAAUACUUGUCCCCGGUAUAUUAAAUGGACUCAGAGAGAAAAAGGCAUAUUCAAGCUGGUGGAUUCGAAGGCUGUCUCUAAGCUUUGGGGAAAGCAUAAGAACAAACCGGACAUGAACUAUGAAACCAUGGGACGAGCUUUGAGAUACUACUACCAAAGGGGAAUUCUUGCAAAGGUUGAAGGACAGAGGCUUGUAUAUCAGUUCAAGGAUAUGCCCAAAAACAUAGUGGUCAUAGAUGAUGACAAAAGUGAAACCUGUAAUGAAGAUUUAGCAGGAGCUACUGAUGAAAAGUCAUUAGAACGAGUGUCACUGUCUGCAGAAAGUCUCCUGAAAGCAGCAUCCUCUGUUCGUGGUGGAAAAAAUUCAUCCUCUAUAAACUGCUCCAGAGCAGAGAAGGGUGUAGCCAGAGUUGUGAAUAUCACUUCCUCUGGUCACGAUGCUUCAUCCAGGUCUCCUACUACCACUGCAUCUGUAUCAGCAACAGCAGCUCCAAGGACAGUUCGUGUGGCAAUGCAAGUACCUGUUGUAAUGACAUCAUUGGGUCAGAAAAUUUCAACUGUGGCAGUUCAGUCAGUUAAUGCAGGUGCACCGUUAAUAACCAGCACUAGUCCAACAACAGCAACCUCUCCAAAGGUAGUCAUUCAGACAAUCCCUACUGUGAUGCCAGCUUCUACUGAAAAUGGAGACAAAAUCACCAUGCAGCCUGCCAAAAUUAUUACCAUCCCAGCUACACAGCUUGCACAGUGUCAACUGCAGACAAAGUCAAAUCUAACUGGAUCAGGAAGCAUUAACAUUGUUGGAACCCCAUUGGCUGUGAGAGCACUUACCCCUGUUUCAAUAGCCCAUGGUACACCUGUAAUGAGACUGUCAAUGCCUACUCAGCAGGCAUCUGGCCAGACUCCUCCUCGAGUUAUCAGUGCAGUCAUAAAGGGGCCAGAGGUUAAAUCAGAAGCAGUGGCAAAAAAGCAAGAACAUGAUGUGAAAACUUUGCAGCUGGUGGAAGAAAAACCGGCAGAUGGAAAUAAGACAGUGACCCACGUAGUUGUUGUCAGUGCGCCUUCAGCUAUUGCCCUUCCCGUAACUAUGAAAACAGAAGGACUAGUGACAUGUGAGAAAUAAAAUCGAAGGACUAGUGACAUGUGAGAAAUAAAAUCGCAGCUCCACCGUGGACUUCAGGCUGUUAGUGGCAGUACUGAUGUAAACAUUUGCAAGGGAAGUCACCAAGAAAAGUCAAAGAAGACUUUAAAACAUUUUUAAUGCAUAUAUGAAAACAAUCAGACUUACUGGAAAUAAAUUACCUAUCCCAUGUUUCAGUGGGAAGUGAACUACAUAUUGAGAUGCUGACAGAAAACUGCCUCUUACAGUAGGAAACAACUGAACCCGUCAAUAAGAAAGGAUUGAAAGGGACCAACCAACUCACUACGAUAUCAAGUUACACUAAGACUUGGAACACUAACAUUCUGUAAGAGGUUAUAUAGUUUUCGGUGGGGAGGGGUUGGGAUGGGUGAUCUCAUUGUUACAUAUAGCAAUUUUUGAUGCAUUUCAUAUGCAUACCAGCAAUUAUUACUGUGUUCGCACAGUUCUCACUUAACUGGUGCUAUGUGAAGACUCUGCUAAUAUAGGUAUUUUAGAAUGUGAAUUGAAGAAUGGAUCCAAAAACUUCAGAAAGAGGAUAGCAAAAAAAGAUCUAGUGCGAUUUAUAUAUAUAUAUAUAUAUAUAUAUAUAUAUAUAUAUAUAU